AACAGAACUACUGAUGGAAAAUUGGUUUUCUGUCAAAAAUUUUUCUUACUGCAAAAAAGUAGAAAAACGAAGGAGAUCAGAAGAAAUCAGAAAUCAGUUCAGAAUUAAAAUUUAUUUUCCUGUGAUUAAAAGUUAUUUAAAAUGACUGACUCCAAGUAUUUUACCACCACCAAAAAGGGUGAAAUCUUUGAACUCAAAUCGGAGUUGAAUAAUGACAAAAAAGAGAAGAAAAAGGAAGCCGUUAAAAAGGUUAUUGCUAGUAUGACAGUUGGUAAGGAUGUAUCAGCUCUCUUUCCGGACGUAGUAAAUUGCAUGCAAACCGACAAUUUGGAAUUGAAAAAACUCGUUUAUCUUUAUUUGAUGAACUAUGCUAAAUCACAACCGGACAUGGCUAUAAUGGCUGUUAAUACAUUUGUUAAAGAUUUGCCCUCUUCUCGACUACUUCAGGAUUGCGAAGAUUCCAACCCGCUGAUUCGAGCCUUAGCAGUCAGAACAAUGGGAUGUAUUCGUGUUGACAAAAUCACGGAGUACCUUUGCGAGCCCCUGAGAAAAUGUCUCAAAGAUGAAGAUCCUUAUGUAAGGAAAACAGCUGCUGUUUGUGUUGCAAAGUUGUAUGAUAUCUCCUCAUCCAUGGUGGAAGACCAAGGAUUCUUGGACCAAUUGAAGGAUCUAUUGUCUGAUUCAAAUCCAAUGGUAGUGGCCAAUGCCGUAGCAGCCCUGAGUGAAAUCAAUGAAUCCAGUCAAUCUGGACAACCAUUAGUUGAGAUGAAUUCUGUUACCAUCAAUAAAUUGUUGACCGCCCUCAAUGAAUGUACCGAAUGGGGACAAGUGUUCAUCUUGGACUCGUUGGCCAACUAUAGUCCAAAAGACGAACGUGAAGCUCAGUCCAUUUGCGAGCGAAUUACACCACGUUUGGCACAUGCAAAUGCUGCAGUUGUUCUUAGUGCAGUGAAAGUUUUGAUGAAAUUGUUGGAGAUGUUGUCCAGUGACAGUGAUUUCUGUUCGACCUUGACAAAGAAACUGGCCCCACCAUUGGUGACACUGUUGUCUUCGGAGCCAGAAGUGCAGUAUGUGGCUUUGCGUAAUAUUAACUUGAUCGUUCAAAAGCGGCCCGAUAUCCUCAAGCACGAAAUGAAAGUCUUCUUCGUCAAGUACAACGAUCCGAUCUAUGUGAAGUUGGAAAAAUUGGACAUUAUGAUUCGUUUAGCCAAUCAGAGCAAUAUUGCUCAGGUAUUGAGCGAGUUGAAGGAGUAUGCUACUGAGGUUGAUGUUGACUUUGUGCGAAAGGCUGUGAGGGCUAUCGGGCGAUGCGCAAUUAAGGUUGAACCAUCUGCGGAAAGAUGUGUUUCUACAUUGUUGGACUUGAUUCAAACUAAAGUAAACUAUGUCGUUCAAGAAGCCAUCGUAGUAAUUAAGGAUAUCUUUAGAAAAUAUCCUAAUAAAUACGAGAGUAUUAUUAGUACUCUGUGUGAGAAUCUAGACACUCUUGAUGAGCCAGAAGCUCGUGCUUCAAUGGUUUGGAUUAUAGGAGAGUAUGCUGAACGUAUUGAUAAUGCCGAUGAGUUGUUGGACAGUUUCCUCGAAGGUUUCCCCGAUGAGAAUGCUCAAGUGCAAUUGCAAUUGUUGACCGCUGUCGUUAAACUAUUCCUCAAGCGGCCAUCUGAUACACAAGAGUUAGUUCAACAUGUCCUUUCGUUGGCCACUCAAGACUCAGAUAAUCCCGAUUUGCGGGACCGUGGUUUCAUCUAUUGGCGUUUAUUAUCUACAGAUCCCGCUGCCGCCAAGGAAGUUGUUUUGGCUGAUAAGCCAUUGAUUUCGGAAGAAACUGAUCUGCUCGAACCAACACUCUUGGAUGAACUUAUUUGUCAUAUAAGUUCUUUAGCUAGUGUCUACCAUAAGCCACCGACUGCAUUUGUUGAGGGUCGUGGAGCUGGUGUUCGUAAGUCUCUUCCUAAUCGUACAGCUGGAACUGAGGCACCUUCGGAGUCUCAGUCAGAGGCAACUGUCAUUCCCAACCAGGAAUCACUUAUUGGCGACUUGUUAUCCAUGGACAUCAACACACCAGCAGCUCCCGUUGCAGCACCCGCAGCUAAUAACAUCGAUCUUUUGGGUGGUGGUUUAGACAUUUUGCUUGGAACUGGACCAACUGAACCUGUUGCUGGAGGAACAUCUGGUCUUUUGGGUGACAUUUUUGGCUUGGGCACUGGUGGCAUAUCUCCAAUGGUACAAAUACCAAAAAUAAUCUGGCUGCCAGCUGAAAAGGGCAAAGGACUAGAAAUUCAGGGAACCUUCUCCCGCCGAAACGGUCAAAUAUCUAUGGACCUCACAUUCACCAACCGGGCAAUGCAGGCAAUGAGUGCAUUCGCAAUUCAGUUGAACAAAAACAGCUUCGGUCUCGUUCCCGCAUCUCCCCUUCAAGUAGCACCAUUAGCUCCAACUCAAAGUUGUGAAGCCAGUCUGCCAAUGGGCACCACUGGCCCAGUUCAAAGAAUGGAACCACUCAACAAUCUGCAGGUUGCUGUCAAAAACAACGUCGAUAUCUUUUAUUUCGCUUGUCUGGUGCAUGGAAAUGUUUUGUUUGCCGAAGAUGGACAAUUGGACAAACGUGUGUUCCUCACGACAUGGAAGGAAAUCCCAGCUGCCAAUGAAGUGCAGUACAGUUUAUCUGGUGUAAAUGGUAACACAGAUGCUAUUGCAUCCAAAAUGACCGCCAAUAAUAUCUUUACCAUUGCCAAGAGAAAUGUCGAAGGCCAAGACAUGCUUUAUCAAUCACUUAAACUAACCAAUAGUAUUUGGGUUCUGCUCGAGCUCAAAUUACAGCCUGGAAAUCCUGAUGCAACACUCAGUUUGAAAUCGAGAUCAGUAGAAGUUGCUCCAAUGAUUUUUGCUGCAUAUGAAGCCAUUAUACGUUCUGCUUAGAUAUACAAAACUACAAAAUAAAUGUCAUAAACAGAUAAACUAUCGUUGUAUUCGAAUAAUCAAGCAUAUAAACAAUCUUUAGUUAUGAUACAGCUAAAUGAAAGUAUUUUAAAUUAGAAAAGAAAACAAUGUUCAUGGUACACAUUUUUGGUCUCUGUCUUGGUCUUGAAAUUUGUGUCAAAAUGAGAAGUAAAUACAUACCACAUAUUAUAAAGUUUAACUUUUUUCGGUACUCCCCGAGAUGUAUUAUUUUAUUUUUCUUAUACAUACAUAAUUUUUCUCAAGGUUAGCAUCUUAAUAGUUCUUCAUUAAAUCGAGAUGUAUCUCAGUGUUUUCUUUUUUACAAUCUAAUUUUUGUUAUUUUUAAACACAUAAGAAAAAUAAUGUGUCUAAUGAUGUGUUUAUAAUAUUAUUAAUUAUACUAUUCCCAAUAAAAGUUAUUAAAAUAAAAACAAAAUAUAAGACAACAUUCCAAACAA
This is a messenger RNA of Eupeodes corollae, 3398 nucleotides long. It is a transcript of the gene AP-1-2beta, whose product is annotated as AP-1 complex subunit beta-1. Gene Ontology annotation, biological process: intracellular protein transport; vesicle-mediated transport. The record is from RefSeq and is a predicted model, not a curated record. NCBI's taxonomy places the organism in Eukaryota, Metazoa, Arthropoda, Insecta, Diptera, Syrphidae. Gene Ontology annotation, cellular component: clathrin adaptor complex; membrane coat. Gene Ontology annotation, molecular function: clathrin binding. The coding region runs from base 142 to 2919 and encodes 925 amino acids. The transcript has 8 exons.